Messenger RNA from Penaeus indicus, 11447 nucleotides. RefSeq names its product 1-phosphatidylinositol 3-phosphate 5-kinase-like (gene fab1). Gene Ontology annotation, biological process: melanosome organization; regulation of reactive oxygen species biosynthetic process; intracellular signal transduction. The record is from RefSeq and is a predicted model, not a curated record. Gene Ontology annotation, cellular component: cytoplasmic vesicle; vesicle membrane. The coding region runs from base 211 to 6774 and encodes 2187 amino acids. NCBI's taxonomy places the organism in Eukaryota, Metazoa, Arthropoda, Malacostraca, Decapoda, Penaeidae. The transcript is spliced from 35 exons. Gene Ontology annotation, molecular function: metal ion binding; ATP binding; 1-phosphatidylinositol-3-phosphate 5-kinase activity.
GCCGUCCCCGCUCAGUGAGAUCCGCUCGGGACUUCUAAAAAAACUGCUUCUUGGACCUAAAUACUGAUGAUUUCUGCGUGCACUUUGUAAAUGCUGUGGGUAAAAGGGUAUUUUGGUGUAAUUUAGGAAUAUGCACACAGCCUAUCAAUCCAGGUCAUGAAGCAAGCCUAAGAAAUUUCCCAAAAGGAUGCGUUCCUGCCUGUGUUGAAAAUGAACCGGUCUAUUGAUUCCCCGACUGGCCUGACAGAGUUUGGUCCCCUCACUCCCGAUGAAAAGCCUCAGGGAUAUGGGUUCUCACUCGCCAAGCUCUUUACGAGAGCUAUACGAGGGGGAUCUUCGAAGCAGAGCAGCUCGUCAGAACACCAGCGGCAAGAUCAGCGUGAUCUCUUUGACAGUGGCGGACUGUCAGAGCACCAGGCUGUGUCACAGUCCAAUUCUGUUGUUGAUGGAGGGUCAGGUUGGCUAGAAAAGGGCAUGAAUGACUCGAUCAGCGAGUCAUCAGAAACAUCAUCCAUGACGUCGUCGGUGUCGUCCCUCGUCAUGAAACCUGCGUCAUCUGGCCAUGACAGAACACUCCCUAAUGUCCUCACGAGGAUCAGGAACAUCAUUGAUAACAGAGGAUCUACGCCCCAGCAGUAUAAGGACUCGGACUUUAAACAGUAUUGGCUGCCGGAUAGCGUGAGUCGCGAGUGCUAUGAGUGUGAAGAAAAGUUUACCACCUUCCGACGUCGGCACCAUUGCAGGGUGUGUGGCCAGAUCUUCUGCUCGCGAUGUUGCAACAGCAUGAUUCCUGGCAAGAUCAUUGGCUAUACAGGAGAGCUACGUGUGUGCACCUACUGUUGCAAAGUAGUGCUGUCAUAUUUGCAAUCGAACAACCUGGCAGCUGAUGUCCUGGCUGAUUUGCGAGCCCUGCAAGAGGAACUGCUGCCGCCGACCCCAGAGCAGUCUUGCAACGCUCAGCACCAUGACGCUGCCUUCAGUUCAAUGCCAGGCUGCAGCACCCCUUCAGCCACCCCCAGGGGUACUCUCCGGAGACGACCCUCUUUGGGAUUUCAGGAGGAGAAAUAUGCCGUUAGGACGAGGUACUCUAGUGGGGAUUUCCAGGUGUUUGGCGGCCAAAGGGACAGUGACCAGAUGACAGCAGAGAGGCAGCUUCUCCUGCGUGACUCCCAACAGCUGCAUUCCUUGUGGUCCCAGAUGGCUGGUGGUGUUGGGGGUCUUCCAUUGGCCUCCCACAGACACCGGCUAAAGUCUUUCCACAACUGUUUUGUCGGUCGUGAUCUCAUUGAAUGGCUUUUGGCAAAUGACAAAGCUUCCAGCAGGGCAUCAGCAGUUGCCAUUGGUCAGGCAUUGCUAGAAGCAGGAUAUGUAGUAUGCAUUUCACAACUGGAACAGGUCUUUGUAGAUGACUACGUGUUGUACCGUCCAAUGAGACCGAGUACAGGUGGGAGUGAACAGACUGCUCAGGAGGGCUUGAAUCGUGCACAAGAUGGAGGCCAGGAACCUUUAUGGGUGAAACAGAUUACUUCAAUGGCAGAGAGUAUUGAGGGAGAAGUAGAUUCUAAUGGCAGUAGCAAAGUCCACAAGGAAGAGCCAGCACACACUGUUGACACACCUACCUCCAUCACCUCUUCUACCUCCAACUAUUGCCUGGACCUCAAUGUAAAAGACAAUGUUGUGUCCAUGAGGAAGCCUCCAAAUGUCUCAAGGCAUGGCAGUCCUGAGAAUGACCAGGUGGAUGCACGAAGUCCUGGAAUGGCAUCUACUUCUGGGCAAGUGCCAUACUCAACGACAGUAUCUGCCGUUCUCAGUUUCAAUGCCCAACUUCCUUUCUCAGGAGAUGUAAUGAACUCAGCAGCUGUUAUGUCAGAUGAAGUGUUACAGGCACUAAGGGGACAUGAUAGCAGUCAGCCCUAUCCUAGGUUGUCUGGCUGGACGCAGGAGGAGAAACUCACACAGAAUGAUGAAGAAUUUCUAAUGCAACAGAGAUUAAAUGCAAUGUGGAACGCCCAUGAGACAGCCUUACUCUGCCAGCUCCUCGACUCGGGUGGCCUGUCCCCCUCGUGGGCUGAGGUGAUCCUCCCGAUUGUUCACACUGUCACCGACAUCAUAAGGCCCGAUGUCAAGAACGAUAGUGAUGACAUGGAUAUCAGGCAAUACGUUCAGUUCAAGAAAGUUCCAGGAGGCAGCAGAGGCGAGUGCCAGAUCCUGAAUGGGGCCGUCUGCACCAAGAACGUCGCUGACAGGUCCAUGGCCACUCGCCUCACUGACCCCCAGAUUCUCCUCGUGGCGUCGACCAUUGACUACCAGCGAGGGAAUGAUAAUAAGCUCUUGGCAUUGGACAACUUGCUGCUUCAGGAAGCGGACUAUCUAAAAAAUGUUGUGGCCAAGAUCGUUUCUUACAAACCAGACAUAAUACUUGUGGAGAAAAGCAUUGCCUUCUUAGCACGAGAGUACCUCCAGGCUCAUGGCAUUACACUGGUGAUGAAUGUGAAACCCUCAGUAAUGGAGCGUGUUGCAAGAUGCACUCAAGCAGAAGUUGUCUCCUCAAUUGAUGCUCAGCUAACACGACCAACAUUGGGCAUGUGCCACAAUUUUUACACAAGAUCUUAUCCAAUGCCUGGAAAGAACAAGCAGAAGACUCUGAUGUUCUUUGAUGGUUGUGCCAUGCACCUGGGAUGUACAAUCAUACUACGAGGAGCGACCAAUGCAGAGCUGAAACGAGUGAAAAGGAUAAUGUACUUCAUGGUUUAUGCAGUGUAUAACUGGAGACUUGAAAGAGCCUUCUUGAUGGAUGAAUAUACACUCAUCCCACCCCUUCCAUCGGAGAGCUUUGACCUCGAAGAUCAGGUGUUCGAGGAAGACCUGAAGACAGGUCCCAAAGCUGGGAGUUUAGAUCUGGAACCUGUGACAAAAAACUCGAAGUCCAGUGCUAAAAAGGAAGAUGGAGAAGCUGCUUCUGCAGAACAAGGUGCUACUAACAGAUCAAGGUCAUUAAAUUCCCAGAGGGACCCUGUGUCAAGUUCGGGAGAAGUGUCGGUGUCAUCGAGUGGAACAUCAGACAAAGCAAAAUUAUCACAGACAAUUAGUGACUUUAGUGAUCCUCUUCACUCUUACCUAAACUCAGGAACAUCACCGCAAGAGGCACCACUGGACUCCACACACACCUCUCUCUCAGUCACUGAGUUCUCCAACACUUUCCGCAAAGCUCUUGAGGACACAAUUUUCUCCUGUUCACCAUAUCUCAAGUACACUGUUCCCUUCUUUGAGACAGAAGCUGGGAGGAACUGCAUCUUGCGCAAGUAUUUCCAGAAGGACUUGUACUUCUCUGUGCUACUGGAGAAGGACAAGUUCACACGAAAGCCACGUUUUUCGGAGAUGGAGAUUAAGGAAUCAAAAGAUGAAAACCAAAAUGUGGAGGUGAAGUCCGCUCACGAAUUCACAAAGAUGAAGAUGACCACAGCAAUAUCCGAUAAGGAUGUGAGAGCGAUGUUAGCCGAUUUCAGGGCACGCGGAGGCCAGAGGAGAAAUAUAUGCAAGUGUGAAAUGACAAAGAAGGAAUUGAAGGAUCGCAAGCAUUACCAGCUAUCAAUAGACAAAGACAUUGAUGCCAAAGUUGUGGUUGAAGGCUUGUCCUCGGAUGCUCUAGGUUCAGUAAAUACAGCAACAAAUAAUGCCAAAAACACCGUAAGUGACUUCUGGAGUGGACAGAGUGGGCUGAUGUUGACCUCUGAUGGAAGGGUGGAUGCACUUCAUCCGUUCAAUCAUCAGCGGCUGUCUAUUUUGUUCUCAAGUUAUUCCCAGGCUUCUGAGUCUCCUCCAGCAUUUUGUGUUAACCCAUGGGUCUUGACCAUGGAUUUCUACGGGAGGAAUGACAUCCCACUCGGUGCCUUCCUGGAGCGUUACUGCUUCAGCCUGACUUACACCUGUCCGUCCAGCGAGUGUUCAGUGGCUGUGGUCGAUCACAUCCGCAAGUUUGUCCACGACACAGGCUGUGUGGAAGUACUCCUCCGACGCCUUGACACCAAUUUGGAUGACACGAAUGCCGGGACAAUCCUCAUGUGGAGCUGGUGUAAGACCUGUCGGGAGGUAACCCCUAUGGUGCCAAUCUCUUUGGAAACCUGGUCCCUAUCCUUCGCCAAGUACCUGGAGCUGCGAUUCUAUGGUGGGAGCUUUAACAGGAGAGGAACGCAAGGGUGCACACACUCCCUGCACCACGAUCACUUCCAGUACUUUGGCUACAAGAACCAAGUGGCAGUGUUCAAGUACAAUAACAUAACUUUACGAGAAGUUGCUCUGCCACCAUCCAAGAUGAGCUUGUGCAUCCCACCAAUCACUCAAGCCUCAGUUGUAGAGCUCAUCAAAGGUGUAGCUAUGCAGGGGUACUCUGCUUUUUCCACAAUCUUGGAACGUGUGACUUCGAUGUCAUCUGAGUGUGGAAGCCGAUGGGAACCUCUUCUGAUUGAAAUCAAUAAAAUUAGUGAACACCAGAAUGGCCAAAGAGCAUUGUUUCGUGAAAAAAUUGAAAGCAUACAGCUUCAGUUAACAUCACCGACUUUGGAAGCUCGUCGACUGCACCCACCAACCCCAAAUACUACCCAGGAAGUUACAGCCACCAUGCUUGCCAUCACUGAUCAAGUUGUUCUUAUCAAGAAACUUGUUGCUCAAGUGGUUAGUGACUGGAAUGCAAAGGUUCAAGAUCUCUUGCACCUUCGCAAAAAGGAGGAGAAAUUAGAGAAAGCAAAGGUUAUGGCGUCAGCUAGUAGCGGAAUGCCAGGAUUGCCACGACAGUCCACGAGUGCAUCCAUCUCAACUUCCUCUGCAGCCUCUGCUCAUGCAACAUCAUCAACUGGAGAAAUGUUCAGUGCCCCUUCACAUAAGCAAGGUUGUGAUACUGCAUCAGUUGCAUCAUCAGCAGCUCUGACUGGUGUUUCUGCAGAUUCCCUAAGUCUUUCAGCAUCCUUUAGUGAACUGCCAGGACAAGAUGGACAAAAAGCUGAUGGUUGUGACGAUGAGGUUGACGCUGGGGGUGCUGGCAAUGGUGAAUCAUCUGAUAGUCCUCAAGCAGCUGAAACACAAGAAACGAGAAAAAAUGCUGAGGAGUCAAAGGAAAAUGUUCAAAAGGCACUAGGAAAAGCAUACGUCACGCCCACUGUCUCGUGCCUCAUGGAUGAGAGGGAUCACACCCUUCUGGCACUGGCUGCUCUCACUACAAGCACUCUGUCUCCACCAGCAUCAGGCAGCAGUGCAUUGUCCUUGUCAUCUGCCUCCAGCGAGAUCCUGAACAGCUGGGAGAACGAGAGUGAUGUAAGUGGAGGCCUUCAAGCUGUCCUGCCAAACCAGCUCACUGAAGCCUUCUCGGUUCUCCAUCGUAGGCAAGCUUCCGACACUUGUGAUGGGAUGAUUGCUGGUUGUUCUUCGACCUCUGGUUCUCCUGGCCGAGGUCAUGAAAGGUCACUCUCUGAUGGAGGUCAGACAGGGAUUAUCAAAGAAGGCAUAGAUGUCAUUGGUGAACGUAGGCUUGCUGCAACGGCUGUGAAGAAUAUUAUCUCAACCUUUUGGUCGUCAUCAGCUAAUCUGAUGGUUGAGUCCCCCUUCGGUCCAAAUGAACACUACCUCUUGUUGCCAGAGGUGAAAAUCCCGGUAGUUGUGUAUGGUGAUGAACCAUCUUCCAUCAUUGCUCAUGCACUGGCAUCUCAAGAGUAUGACCGCCAGCUUGGGGCACUCAAAAAGAGACUAAAGGACAUGCAGAAAGAGGGAAUGAACAUGAGAUCAAGUGACAAAGAACCCCAGCUGUCACAGGAGGACUACGAUAGCUCAGCCAAUGAAGAGUCAGAAUUCUGCGUAUCAGCGGCCACCACGGACUCGGAGAAGAACAAGUCGGCCAAAGACUUCCACAUUGAACUGCAGUGGAAUGAUCAGCAUGCCAAGUUUUACUGCAAGAUCUUCUUUGCUGAGCAUUUCCGGCAAUUGCGGAAGAUGGUUUUCCCUUUUGGAGAGGAGUUCUACAUAAGGUCUCUUAGCCGCUGCAUUGCUUGGGAAGCACGGGGGGGAAAAUCGGGAUCUGUCUUCUGCAAAUCACAUGAUGAUCGUUUUAUCUUGAAGGAGAUGUCGCGGCUCGAAAUGAUUUCCUUCCUUGACUUUGGUCCAGCCUAUGUGCAGUACAUUGUUAACUGUGAAAAGGAGCAACAGCCGACAGUGCUAACAAGGAUUGUCGGUGUUUAUCGCAUUGGAUACAAGAACACCACUACCAACAAAGCUCAGAGAAUGGACGUGUUAGUGAUGGAGAAUUUGUUCUAUCAGCGUAACAUAACUCACAAGUUCGACUUGAAGGGAUCUAUCCGAAACAGGCUUGUGAACACUUCGGGUAAAGAGGAGUCAGAACUGGUUUUGCUUGAUGAGAAUUUACUCCGGAUGGCCUGUUCAUCGCCGCUGCAUGUGCGUCCUCACAGCAAAACUGUUUUAAGCAGAGCCAUUGCAGCAGACACUGUGUUCCUCUCUCAGCAGCUUAUCAUGGACUACUCUCUUCUUGUUGGCAUUGAUAGCACUGCGAACCAGCUUGUUGUCGGCAUUAUCGAUUAUAUCCGGACAUUCACAUGGGACAAGAAGCUUGAGACCAUCAUCAAGGGCAGCGUCCUAGCAGGCGGCGCUGGCAAGCUCCCGACUGUCGUGUCGCCAGAGGUGUACCGAACACGCUUCUGCCAUGCCAUGGACCGAUACUUCCUACUCACCCCUGACAGGUGGACGGGGCUAGGACUGGGGAUAGAUCCCUGAUCAAUUUAUUCCAAUGUAUGUCAGAUAGUGUGUGUGGGUGUUAUGUUAUGGUUCUCCUUCAGUAAAUAUGCUAAGAGUGUCCCUGAUGCUCUAACGUUACAUCUAAUUUGAUGAAGGUACUCUUUAUGAUCCCUAUGUGUGCUAUUCUCUCUACUUAUUUCGGGGCAUCCUUAUUAUAGUAGAAGAGAAAUAAAUAUAUGAUUAAACAAUAUUAUCAGUAUCUCUGUGAAUACAAUAAGCAAAGCUUAUUUUUUUUUUGGCAUAACAUUUGCUGAUUUAGAAUUUAUCCUGCAUUAGAAUGUAUGAAAAUAUAUUUUAUCAGAUUAUGUCAUUAAAUUAUUAGUAAAAAAAUAAUGUUACAUUUAACAAUGCUCUUAAGAUUGUAGAGUGCAGUUUGGUGCCUUGUUUUAUUAUAUCUUAUAAUACCUGAUGUUGCAUUUAAUCAUUUUUGUUAUCAUUCAUAGAUUAAAAGUUCUUCCAGGAAUUAGUGAGCUUCUAAAGGCAGAAUGCACAAAAGGAACUGUAAUUCUAGGAUGAUGUAGAAAUUAUUAUUUAGAAUAAUGGUAGCAAGUAAUGAUAUGAAAAAAAGUAUUUAUAUAUGAGUCAGUGAAUUUGAUUUAAAAAAAGAAAGGUAAAUGAGGUGUAACAGAAAUCUUAAUAUUGGCAUCCUGUGAACAGAUUUUACACAUUGGAUUAUAUUUGUCUAAUUCUGCGUUUUUGUAUUUUAGAAAUGUAUUUAUAAAGGAAAAUUUCUACUAUUUUGUUCUUUGUUGCUUGUUACAGAUACCUUUUAAAUGCCCAUCAUGAAGUUGCUAAGGCAUUUCUAGGGUAUCUGAAGUAAGUGAUGAAAACGGAAUACCAUAUUUAUUUAUAGCUGUAGAUGGUUUCAAGGUUCCGACACAAUUUGAAUAACAUUUUUCUUUUUUUUUGGUCCAAACAAAACAGUGGGUCUUCUUGGGCUGGAGAUAACCAUGUAUUUCAAGUUUUUUUUUCCUAAGGAUAGUAGCAUGUGUGUACAUAUGUCAUUUGCUUUCAGAAUAGAUCUUCACAAACGUAAAUAGAGGAACACACCAUAUUAAGAAGCCUGGUGUAUAUAGUGUGAUAAUAAUGAUCAUGUGUUUCUUGAUUGUUUCUUUAUUUACAUAGUGAAACAUUGGUAAUUUUCGUGGUAAGUUGUUACUGAUUAUUUUUUUAAAAUAUAUCAGAUCUGGUAUGUGAAUUUUUUGCAAAUAACUUAGUGUUUUGUAAUGAAUAUAAGAAAGCUCCAUAUGCUUUUUGAAAUAGAAUAUGAAAGGGAUCUUAAAACUUGUCAGCCAUUAUUACUUCGUACAGAUUAGUUAUUCAUUACUAUAUCAGUAAUUAUAUAUAUAUCCCUAUAUUUGAUGUAGUUUUGAGCAUGAUUGGCUAUCGAAGUUGAGGAUGAUAUGUUUUUAUUAUGUGGGAUUAUAUGGCAGAAAAUGAUGCAGUUAGUAAUGAAUACUUGCCAGGAAUAUGACCUAAAUGAAAUGAAAAAAAACAAUAACACGCUUUUCUGCCAAAUAUUGAAGUCUCUUUUAUAUUUUGGCUGGUAAUUAGUUUAAUGCAAAAGUUGCGGUGAUACACUCAUUUGGCAAUAAUAGAGUUUGACUGCAAAGGAAUGUGAUGUGUAGUUGUUUUCACUCUUUUUCUUUUUUUUUUUCCUUUUAUGAAAGAUUGAAUGCUUCUUGGUGAAUGGUGUUAAGUGUGCUGGUUUUGUAAAAGCAACUGGGCUAGUAUUUGCCUGAUCAUUCUUUCUCAUACUUUACAAAUUUAGCAUUAAGGUUCUAAAUAAUCUAUGAAUGCAUUGGGUGAAGAUAUGGUAAUAUACCAUUUUUAUUUGUAAAUCAUGGUUUGGAAAAAUUACUAUUUUUGUUGAGGUUUUAUACAUGUUUGUUUUUUUAAGGUUAGAUUUAUUAUUUUUUUCUUUUAGGUUAUGUAGUGAGAAAGUAUAAUGGUUAUAACCAUGACUUGUUAUUACCUUUAAUUGGUGAGGUUGAAAAACCACUUGAUAUAAUUUUCCAGAAUAUUUUUGACAGGGAUAUUAAAUAAGUCACACAUGGAGAGCUCCUUAACACGCUUAGGUAAAAAAUUGUUAGUCCACAAUGCAUUUUAUUUUAUUUUAUUUUUUUUGUUAUUGAUUACCUGCUUGCCUAUCAGUCUCACCCACGGCAGAGAAGGUUGGGACGGCACUUGGUUACUUGAUCAAAAUCAAUUUUGAAGCAAAGCUUGUCUUUAAGUUGUUUAGAACAUAUGAGUGGUCCAGUAAAUCAUGCAAAUAUAGAAAUUGUAUACAUAUAUAGGGUAGUUUAGUGAAUAUUUUUACAAGGAUACUGCCCAACCUCCCAUCUGUUGCUUAGAAGAUUGUGUUAGAGGAUUGCCUGAAGUCAGUUAACCCAGUGCCGACGGGCAUGACGUGUAUGUACGUGCCAUGCCCACUGUGAGUUACUUGUUUGAUUGUUUUUACACAUAGAUGGCUGCACUUGUACUAAGUCACCAAUGAGCCAAUUACGAGUGCUGCCUGUCUUGCCUGUUUAUCCUUUUCUUUAAUUUACAAAAAUAUUUUAUGUUAUCUUAGUUUGCUGUUACUAAUGUUUAUAAACAUUAUAGUAAUUAUAAUGUUUAUAAUAAAAAUAACACCAUUGAUAUUCAUAACACUAGUAAAAAAUACAUUUUACCUGCCAACUCAAGGAAAGGGGAAAUCAGGUAAGAUCACAAGUCUACUAAUUGACUCCUUUGUGGCUAAGCACUAGCAGAGCCAUCUAUGUGCAGAGACAUUUCACAAAAAAUAUAAAAAAAUGAGCACAGCAUUUUCCCCAUUUUUUAUUCAUUUUCCCCGGCGGCAUUGAGUUAAGAUGUUGUUGCUAACCCAACCUUAAAGGGCCAUCAUUGUGUCUUCCCUGGCUUAUUAUCCCUUCUGUAUAUUUCUGUGUUUAUUGGUAUCUGUAUAUAUUUGCUGCAGUGAAUGGCUAAGUUAUUGUUAUAUUUGCGGUGCCCUCCUGAAUCAUUUUUUCUGGUGCCGGUGAUGUAGAAAUUUCAUGAAUGCGUCCAUGUAUUCUAAUUUAUUUCCCAAAGGGUGUACAUUGUCUGUUUUCUAUUAAUUUGUUAUUAGGAGUUUCAAGUUAUACACAUUUUUGUCGAGAAAGAAAGCAUUUCAGAAUUGUAUUUAUUUGUCACUAAGUGAAAUGUGUGAAGUACAUGUGAAUAAUAUUAGGGUGAUAUAUUAGAAAAAAAAGAUUAUUGACAGAGAUUGUAACAUACUUGAUUUUGUAAAAGUCGAUGAUAUAGUUUAUGAAGAUAUAUAUUCAGUUUAAUGGUCUACUUAUGUUUGAAGGCACUACAUCCUUGUAAGUAUGUAAUGAUCCAGAUGAAUUUUACUAGCCCAAACCACUUCUGUUUUAUUAUGAUUUGUAGAGUGAUUUUUAUUAAUUCAUUGAAUUAUGCAGCCCCUUGAAAGAAAGGGAAAGAGAGAUUAUUUUUUUAUAUAAACAAAGUAAGAGGCAGGUGUACAGAUUCAUCUAUUUCGAACAUAAAUUCAACCACAGGAAUGAUGCCCAAAGCUGUUAGAAUUCUUGUAGUCUUUUUAAUAUAUAUGAUUUUUGUAUUGGUACAUUAUGUAUCUUUGAGUACACUAGUGUUGAUAUUUUUUUGUCUUUUUUAUUUAGAUUUUGUCUGUGUUAUGCAUAGGAAUUUGAAUAACUGUUUAAUUGUGGUUGGAAGAACAGUAGCAUCUAUUCAUGUAUUUUCGUUUCUUAUGAAAAUCUGGACAACAUUUCAGAUCUGACUAAAUUAUUUACAAUAGACAGCCUCUCACCCAGUUCAUUAAUUAUCUUACUGUCGUUCCACUUGGUCUUUGUACCUUGCAAAUGUUAUGUGGACUUUUUACCUCAGAGUCUCGGCUUCUUAUGUUUCACACAGAAUUUUUCAUGAUUGAUUUUGUAAUUAAUAUAAUUUUUUUUUCACAGCUCUUUCUUUUUUACCAGUUUUCCUUUCUGUUUUGUUAUUGUUGUUUUUGUUUUGUUUCUUGUUUAUUUUAUUUUCUAUUUGUUUUUCUUCUUUUUUUUUCUCCUGCCUUUCUUCUUCUUGCACAAUUCCUUUUCUACCUGUCUUCCUUUCUCUUUUUCUCUCAUUAUUUUAAUUUUUUUUCUCUUUACUACCUGUUUUCCCCUUUUUUCCUGGCUCUCUUUCUUCUGUACCUGUUUUACUUUCUCCUUUUCUCCGGUCUUCUUUUUCUUGUUCUUUUUUUUUCCUACCAGUUUUUCUUUCUCUCACUCUCUUGUCUUUUUUCUUUCUCUCUCUCUCUCUUGUCUUUUUUCUUUCUCUCUUUCCUUUCUAACAGUUAUCUUUUGUCUUCUUGUUCUAUCUUUUACUUGCUGUUUUCUCAUAUUUUUUUUUUUUUUUUUGUAUUACAUUAUAUCCAUUUCUGAAGUGUGAAUGUUUAGUGUGAAGAAAAUAUCAUGAAAGUGUAUUUAUCUCCAUCAUGGGCUUGCAUGUAAAAUUAUGAUGAAUACCAGUUGGUUGAGCUUAAAAAUUUCCCAAUAUAGUAUUCUUUCCUAUGUUCAGUACUGUGAUAGACAAGACCAAAGUAUGAGUGUAACAGUUACUUAGUAGUUAUUGUACGUCUUGAUAGAAGACUAGUAAUAAACAUCUUUAGCUUU